Molecule: messenger RNA, 1906 nt
Organism: Hevea brasiliensis (rubber tree)
Lineage: Eukaryota; Viridiplantae; Streptophyta; Magnoliopsida; Malpighiales; Euphorbiaceae
Product: ribose-phosphate pyrophosphokinase 1, chloroplastic
Exons: 8
Coding region: 208-1431 (407 amino acids)
Biological process (GO): purine nucleotide biosynthetic process; ribonucleoside monophosphate biosynthetic process; 5-phosphoribose 1-diphosphate biosynthetic process
Cellular component (GO): ribose phosphate diphosphokinase complex; cytoplasm
Molecular function (GO): magnesium ion binding; ribose phosphate diphosphokinase activity
Source: RefSeq, a predicted model, not a curated record
CGCUUGAUACUGUGUCUCGUUUUGAUAUGGUCACCUUAUGCCUUAACCAGCAGAAUUUAGCGAAGCCCCAAACUACAACGGAAACAGAGGACAUGAGGGGGUGGUAAAACCAGCACCAUUGCCACCACUCCACCGCUCCACAGCCACAGCCAUCGCCACCGCUAACUCUACCAAACCCUCACUCCUCCAUCAAAAUCCCUAAUUCCGAUGGUGUCAGUGAACAAGCUGUCUCUUUCGCAAACAUCAUCUUCGCUUCCAAUGCCGUCGUUUUUCUCAUCUUCACAUUCUUCAUCACUUUUUUCCUCUAGAAUGUCUAUGGCUUCCAAUGAUUCUCGCCCUAAAAUUUUCUCCCAAAACAGCGUUAGAUGUGAUAUGGCUGAACCUGUAAAUGUUGGGAAUGGAAAGCCCAGUAUUCCAAUCCUUAAUGAACGGACUCUACCCAAGUUCCUGGAAUCUGCACGCAUUGAGAAAAAAAUUAACAAAAAUAGUAGCAGGCUGAAAUUGUUUUCUGGGUCAGCAAAUCCUGCUCUUUCUCAGGAUAUUGCUUGGUAUAUGGGCCUGGAACUGGGAAAGAUCAACAUAAAACGGUUUGCUGAUGGUGAAAUUUAUGUUCAAUUGCAAGAGAGUGUUAGAGGAUGUGAUGUAUAUCUAUUACAGCCCACCUGCCCUCCAGCAAAUGAGAAUCUCAUGGAGCUUUUGAUCAUGAUAGAUGCUUGUAGGAGAGCUUCAGCCAAGAACAUCACUGCUGUGAUUCCCUAUUUUGGAUAUGCUAGAGCUGAUAGAAAGAGUCAAGGUCGUGAAUCAAUUGCAGCCAAACUUGUUGCAAACCUUAUCACCAAAGCAGGAGCAAAUCGCGUUCUUGCUUGUGAUAUUCAUUCUGGGCAGUCUAUGGGUUAUUUUGAUAUCCCUGUUGACCAUUUGUACUGUCAGCCUGUGAUUCUUGAUUAUCUUGCAAGCAAGACAGUUUGUUCCAAUGAUUUGGUGGUGGUUUCUCCUGAUGUUGGUGGAGUUGCAAGAGCUCGUGCUUUUGCAAAAAAGUUGUCUGAUGCCCCUUUAGCUAUUGUGGACAAAAGGCGUCAGGGACACAAUGUUGCUGAGGUGAUGAACCUUAUUGGUGAUGUAAAAGGAAAGGUUGCAGUUAUUGUGGAUGACAUGAUUGACACUGCUGGGACAAUUGCAAAAGGAGCAGCCCUCUUACAUCAAGAAGGAGCCAGGGAAGUCUAUGCAUGCUGCACUCAUGCUGUUUUUAGCCCUCCAGCCAUUGAGAGGCUGUCAAGUGGCCUAUUUCAAGAAGUGAUAAUUACAAACACAGUUCCAGUGGCUGAGAAGAACUAUUUCCCUCAAUUGACUGUUCUAUCAGUAGCUAAUCUAUUGGGCGAAACAAUUUGGCGUGUUCAUGAUGAUUGCUCUGUGAGUAGCAUUUUUCAAUGAAUAACUUAGGAAUGUCCAAUGGCGAUACCACUCAACUCAACUAAGCCUUAGUUCAAAACUGAUCAAAGCUGGUUUCCUCCAUUCAACUCUGAUUAUGUUCAAAUUUACUAUUAGCCAUUACUAUCCAAUGAUGUGGGUCCUUCUAAUUUAUUCAUGGAUAUCGCUGCAAAGGUGGCUUCAAAACUAUACAAGGACAAGAAAAUCGUUUAUCGGUUUCUAAUACAUUCCCUUUUAAACAUCUUUUCAUAAAUUGAUAAUUGUCCAACAUAUUAUUAUUAUUUCCUGUACGAAGGCUAGAUCAGAUGAUUAUUCAUCUGCUUCUACAUUGUGUCAUGAAUUGAUCCUUAAGUUAGCUUGCUCAACUGCUGAUGUUUCAGUACUUUUGAUGUGGUAAAAUGUCAUUUGCUUUCUACAUGAACCUCUGAACAAUUAUGUUUUAAUAAGUUAUUAUUAGUAACGGGAAAGUUUUAGCUGA